Bombina bombina (fire-bellied toad) is the source of this 6403-nucleotide messenger RNA. RefSeq names its product nucleoporin 214 (gene NUP214). The record is from RefSeq and is a predicted model, not a curated record. The transcript has 36 exons. Gene Ontology annotation, cellular component: nuclear pore. Gene Ontology annotation, molecular function: structural constituent of nuclear pore; protein binding. The coding region runs from base 171 to 6197 and encodes 2008 amino acids. Gene Ontology annotation, biological process: protein import into nucleus; RNA export from nucleus. Lineage: Eukaryota; Metazoa; Chordata; Amphibia; Anura; Bombinatoridae.
AUGGCGACGAGUUCCAAAAUACUGGAGUCGCAUUAGGUGACGCAGAUACCGCUAGCCAGAGACUUCUGCUAGUUUUUUUUUCCCGCUGCGACACUUUCUGCUGUCUAAUACCGGAGCCGUGAGCGGCUUAUCGAUCGCGUGCCCGUGGGUUUUACUGUUGUGCUGCUAACAUGGAGGAGGACUUGGACCUGCCAGCUGAGAGGGAGACUAAGGAUUUUCAAUUUAAGCAGUUAAAAAAGAUCCGAGUCUUUGAUUCGCCAGAUGAUCUCCCAAGGGAACGCUCCACUCUUUUGGCGAUAUCCAACAAGUAUGGACUUCUCUUUGCCUGUGGACCCACAGGUCUGAAGAUAUUUCACACAAAGAAUGUUCUCGUCACAAACCAGGCUGGGGAAAACCCAAACAAUAUUGUUGGGGCCAGUCCUGAUAUUGAAGUGCCUUUGCAACUACCUGUGCAUCAUGUUGCUUUAAGUGCUGAUAGCCUCACGUUGUCGUUAUGUAUGGCCUCUAAAGACAACGGGACCUUUAUCUCUUUUUAUGAUGUCCGGACGCUGCUAAACAAGUCUACACCGCAGAAACACGCAUUUGCUUAUCAUAAGUUAUCAAGAGAUUCCAACUCCUUUGUGUCAGACCUUAAAUGGAACCCUGGAAUACCCACGUUGGUUGCAGUGUGUCUGUCUGACGGUAGCAUAUCCGUCUUAGAAGUGAAGGACAUCGUUAGCCAGUUUGCCAACCUCCCAGCCUCUUUGGGUGUGACGUCAGCGUGCUGGAGCCCUAAAGGGAAGCAGCUGGCUGUGGGCAAGCUAGAUGGCACCGUUGUGCAGUACCUCCCGAAUCUACAAGAAAAGAAAGUGAUUCCAUGCGCCUCCUUCUAUUCUUCUGAAAACCCAGUAAAAGUGCUGGAUGUGUUGUGGCUCAGCACAUACGCCUUUACGGUGGUAUAUGCCGCUGCUGAUGGCUCUCUCGAAACCCCUCCCCAGCUUGUGGUCGUUCUCCUUCCGAAAAAGGACGAGAGACGAGCUGAGCGCUUCUUAAACUUCACUGACACAUGCUUCGGCAGCGUUGAGAGGCAGCACCAUUACUUUCUGAACUUCAUUGAGGACUGGGAGAUUCUCCUGGGGGCAUCUGCCACAUCUAUAGAAGUCAGUGUGAUUGCCAAGGCUGAAGAUCAGGUCAACUGGGAAUUGUGGUUACUGGAAGACUCUGGUCGGGCUGAGCUCCCUGUGACGGAUAAUAGUGAUGACACACUUCCUAUGGGAGUGGUUGUGGACUACACCAGCCAGAUGGAAGUGUUUAUAAGUGAGGAGAAGAUACUUCCUCCGGCUCCCGUACUUCUCAUUCUAUCUACGGAUGGCGUUUUGUGUCCGUUCCAAAUCAUCAAUGUAAACCCACGUGUAAAGCCUGUCACCGUGUCUCUGGAGCAGCUGUCCCUGGAAGGAGGACGACAAAUGCAGCCUCUCGCAGCAUUAUCUGUACCACCUGCAGCCUCCCCAGCCGCUGCCGCACCUGCAGUAGCUUCCCUUGCAUUCAGCCUUCCUACAUCUGUCCCUGCAUCAAACUCACCUUCGGCAUUUUCCUUUGGAACUUCAGCAGCCUCAGCCAAAAUUGCCGCCCCGCCAGCGUACUCCUUCCAGCCCAUGCAGGGAUCUGCGACUUUUGGGGCAGUUGCAGCAAAGCCAGACAUUGCAGCUAGCGCACCACAAAUCGCAUCACCGUCCAUCUUCACAGCAGCCGCUGCUGCUUCCAGUGUCAAAGUGAACCUCAAGGACAAAUUCAGUGCCCUAGAAACAGCACCUGCUCUAUCCAGCAGUGUCACAAUGCCCACUACCUUCAUCCCUAAUUCUACAAAGACACUUGGUGAAGUGGCUUCCCGUGCACCCGCACCCUCCUUCCCAUCUUUGGGGUCUAUAACUGCACACAAGCCUAUUACUCCUGAGGUGACACAGUCUGCGCAGAAGUCCGCACGAGUUAACCCACCUGCAGCCAAGCAAGCUACUCCACAGGCAAACACUUACUUGCAGAAUCAGACUAAACCAUUGAAGGAUUCGGAUCCAGUACUUACUGCCAUACAGGAGGAGAUAACGCAUUUCCAGAAGGAAAUGAACGAAUUAAAGAACAGCACAGCCAACAGCGAUUUCUUUUUGGGCAAAGAAGAGGAGAAACGACAGCUGCGGACAGAGACCGAAAACCUUAACGCCUUUGUGCUUGACAUUAAGGAAACAACAGAGUCUCUUCAUGGAGAUGUCGGCACUCUAAAAACCUCCAUCCUCGAGUCGUUUGCCAGCGUGCAAGGCGCCAGAGAAGAGAACGAACGGAAACAAGAUUCUAGGUACCGGCAUCUCCUAUAUAAGAAACCGCUGGACCCUAAGAGCGAGGCGCAGAUGCAGGAGAUCCGCAGGUUGCACCAGUACGUGAAGUUUGCUGUUCAGGAUGUUAAUGAUGUAUUAGAUUUGGAGUGGGAUCGGUACUUGCAAGAGAGGAAAAAACAAAAGGGCCUGGUAGUUCCAGAGCGUGAGACUUUGUUUAACACUUUAGCUAAUAAUCUCGAGAUCAUCAACCAGCAGAAACGACGUCUGAACCAACUGGUAGACAGCCUGCAGAAGCUGCGCUUGUACAACCAGACCUCUCAGUGGAACACGCCGAUAGAGGAGUCCAGCAGCAAAAACAGUUUUGAAGUGGAGUUAGAAAGUUUGCGAAAUGCUUUGUCCAAAACUACUAUUGAGGCACAAAGUAAACCCUUGCCUAAAGUGCCCCCAAAACUCUCUUCUGUGAAGCAAAGCCAGCUGAGAAAUUUUCUAACCAAAAGGAAGACUCCCCCAGUCAGAUCACUUGCACCAGCUUGCCUUUCCCGUUCAUCAUUUUUGGCCCCCAGCUAUUAUGAAGAUUUAGAUGACGUGAGCUACACAUCUUCCUUGUCCGAGGCUGCUGAUACCGAUGACCGGCGAGUAGCACCACAGGAGAUAGAGAGACAAGAGACUCCUCCCCCAGAACCGUCUACUGUCAGAGUCCCACGACAUGCACCUGUGGCCCGUACUGUAUCAAUACAGCCCAACUUUGUUUCUCCAUCGUUUGGAAAACCCCAGUUGGGACCUGGCCCUAUAAGCAGUACACCCGCUCCUUCUGCCCAGUCAAUCAGAGUGAUUCCCCAAGGAGCAGACAGCACCAUGCUCGCAACAAAAACUGUGAAACAUGGGGCGCCUACUGUUGCUGCCACCCAAGCUGCUGGUGCUGCUGCUCUGAGGAGACAGAUGGCCUCUCAGGUCCCAGCGCCCCUUACUGAAUCCACCUUACAGACUGUUCCCCAAGUUGUGAAUGUGAAGGAGUUGAAAGGCAAUGGGCCUGGACCUACCAUUCCCACUGUGCUAGGGCCGUCAGUACCACAUUCUGCUGCCCAAGUUAUACACCAGGUUUUGGCUACUGUGGGAUCGACUCAAGCUAAACAGGGCUUUCCAACAGGUGCUGUAAAGAUGGCGCCAGUUCCUACAUCUGCUCAUGGCACUGCUGCAGCAUCAGGGUUGGGAGCCGUAUCCAGUAAACCUGCAGCAAUAGGGCAAACAGCUCCCGCCGCUUCUGCACCUGCCAUCUCUGCACUCACCACUUCCUCUCAAAUCACCAAAGCCUUCCAAUUUUCUCCUGCUGGUUCUGGAUUCAAUUUUAGUAGUGUUUCUUCAGGGGUUUCUUCCUCUGCUACCAUAGGAAGCAGCAAAGCAGGUCCAGGAACUGCUGCUCCAACGAAUCAAACCAGCCAGUCACCAUCAUUUGUGUUUGGACCAGUGAACAAGCUUGUGUUUGGUUCUGGGUCUGAAAGUAAUUUUUCUUAUGGAUCUCUUAAACCUGCCAGUGGGCCAGCACCCACAUUGCAGCCUUUACAAACUCCAGCGGUUUCCUCCUCCACCCCCACCAGUAAACCUGAAACUACAGCAACUAAAUCAGAAGAUGGGCUGUUUCAGAGCUUCUCUGGAGGAGAGACUCUAGGGAGCUUCUCUGGCCUACGAGUAGGACAAGCUGAGGAGGCACCCAGAGCUGCUGCUACUGCUCAGCCUGCUAAGUUAUCAAGUUCCAACCCCAUGUUCAGCUUUACUGGAGUGGUACCACCUUCAAAACCUGCAGAAGCAUCUUCCACAACAAACAGUUCCUCAACUGUGCUGUUUGGUAAUGCCCAAACCACAAAUACUGGGUCAUCAUCACUUUUAUUUAGCAAACCUUCAGUGGUCUCGUCAAGCACGACUCCUCCUGUGGAAGCUCCAUCUGUUCAACAGAACACUACAGCUCUGUCUUUUGGAAACCUCCUGAAUGCUGCAUCUUCCACUCCGGCAUCUGGAACUCCAGCUCCUGUUACUGCAGCAUCUGCCACCUUUACUGUGACUUCAGUCCCUGGUCAUGCAGCACCCUCCACUACAGCACCUGUAGUUGCCUUCUUGCCUUCUACACCAUCUUUGGCUCCCUCGGCUCCAGUUCCUGUUCUUGCAGCUCCCAGUUCCUGCACUGAAGUUAAGCAGUUUGUGAAACCAGAUAAAUCACAUGGGGAAGGCUCUGCUCAGCAUCACUCCCCUGCAACUCUCACAAGUGUACAGGCAUCUGCUCCUUUGGCAACUACAAGCAUAUCACCCUUGGUAACAUCUGUUGCCACUGCAGUUCCUACACAGUCUUCACCAGUAGCAGAGUCAGUAGCUUCUUCAGCUGUUCCUGCCUCAGCCGCUUCCAAUCAGAAUGCCAUCAUAACUUCCUCAUCCAUUAUAGUCGCUCCUGCAGCCAGUACCUCAUCCCCCCAAACAGCAGUGAUUGCCACAGCGGCUCCCUCUCCAGCAGCAGCAGCCAGUUCUCAAGUAGCUUCUGCGCCUGCAGACACGGCCACCACAGGAUCUGCAUUUGUCCCAACUGCGGCUUCUACUCCAGCAGCAGCAACCACACCUACCUUUGGUCAAACACCAGGAUCUGGUACAGUUUCAGCUCCAUUUGGUCAAGCUGUCAGCAGCCCGGCUAAUACAGUGGCAAAUACAGGCAGUGGAUUUGGUGCCCCGGCAUUUGGUGUGGCAGGAGUAAGUGGAGGUUUUGGACAGGCAUCAUUUGGCCAAGGGCCCACGUUUUGGAAAGCCCCAGCCAGCUCUGCAAGCAACUUCUCCUUUACCCAGAGUUCUUUUGGUUCCCAACCAGCCUUUGGACAACCUCCUGCUUCUACUGUUGUGUCUAGUAGUGGGAGUCUAUUCGGAAGUUCUGCAAGUACCACCAGCGCCAGCUCUUUUUCCUUUGGACAACCCACAAACAGUGGAACUUCGACUGCAGGAGGUGGUCUCUUUGGGCAGAGCAGUGCCCCAGUCUUUGGACAGAGCUCCGGCUUUGGACAAGGUGCCUCUGUAUUUGGAAGUGCCAGCUCUUCGACAACCACCACUUCUUCUUCUGGAUUUAGCUUUGGUCAGCCUUCAGGUUUUGCUUCAAAUUCUUCUGGAUCCUUGUUUGGACAGUCACAAAACUCCAAUACCAGUGUCUUUGGUCAGCAGCCGCCUUCCUCCAGCGGUGGUCUGUUUGGUUCCAGCAGCGGCACUGGGAGUGGGGGAGGAGGAUUCUUCAGUGGCCUUGGCGGGAAGCCGAGCCAGGAAGCAGCCAACAAGAACCCUUUUGGCGCAACCAGCCCUGGAUUUGGGUCGUCUAACCAGUCCAACCCCAGCAGCCUAUUUGGUAAUAGCGGUGCCAAGACAUUUGGAUUUGGCAGCUCAUCUUUUGGGGAGCAGAAGUCCGCAGGAACCUUCAGUGCAGGAGGCAGUGUAGCCAGCCAAGGGUUUGGCUUCUCCAGCCCGGCAAAGACAGGUGGCUUCGGUGCUGCUCCGGUGUUCGGCAGCCCUCCAACCUUUGGGGGGUCCCCAGGUUUUGGAGGGGUGCCAGCAUUUGGUACAGCGCCAGCCUUUUCAAGCCCUCUGGGCUCUACGGGAGGCAAAGUAUUCGGCGAGGGUACAGCUGCGGCUAACACUGGAGGAUUUGGUUUUGGAAGCAGCACCAGUAACACUACAUUUGGCAGCUUAGCCAGCCAGAACACCCCAACCUUUGGCGCCUUGUCCCAGCAAGGUACGGGCUUUGGGGCGCAGAGCAGCGGCUUCUCAGGAUUUGCUUCUGGUGGUGCCGGAACUGGAACAGGCAGCAGUGGAGGUUUUGGAUUUGGCUCAAACCAGUCCUCAUCAACCUUCGGUGGCGGUUGGAGGAGCUGAGAGAAUAAAAAGAGGAAGCUGACUCAUAUCCUACGGUUCCAGCUUCUCUACUACUAUUUCAUGUCCUCUGUACAGCCUCGUCUUCAAGAAACCACAAAAAUACUCACAUGAUGCUCUGCAGGCCCACAAAAUAUCUCACUUUUUCCAUAGAUACCGUGAAGAAGCUUUAUUUUAGCAGCUUGUCAAUAAAUGUGCUUUCCAUCUUC